Molecule: messenger RNA, 710 nt
Organism: Pyrus x bretschneideri (Chinese white pear)
Lineage: Eukaryota; Viridiplantae; Streptophyta; Magnoliopsida; Rosales; Rosaceae
Product: 14-3-3-like protein GF14 kappa
Exons: 2
Coding region: 1-699 (232 amino acids)
Biological process (GO): signal transduction
Cellular component (GO): cytoplasm
Source: RefSeq, a predicted model, not a curated record
AUGCAUACUGAAGAUACUUGCUCUGUGCUUCAAUUUGAAGUGGUCGACAACGCCGCCGGGACCGAGCUGACGGUGGAGGAGCACAACCUGCUCAGCGUCGCCUACAAGAACGUCAUCGGCUCGCUCCGAGCCGCCUGGCGCAUAAUCUCGUCCAUCGAGCAGAAGGAGGAAAGCCGCCGCAACGAGGAGCACGUGGCGCUCGUCAAGCAGUACAGAUCCAAGGUGGAGACCGAACUCUCCGCCAUCUGCGCCGGAAUCCUGGAGCUCCUGCAGUCGCACCUUGUUCCUUCGGCUACCACCGGAGAGUCCAAGGUCUUCUACUCGAAGAUGAAGGGAGAUUACCAUCGGUACCUCGCCGAGAUCAAAAAUGGCGACGAGAGAAAGACCGCCGCCGAGGACACCAUGGUUGCCUACAAGGCUGCUCAGGAUAUUACGCUGGCUGAUUUGGUGCCUACGCAUCCAAUAAGAUUGGGGCUGGCGCUCAACUUCUCGGUGUUUUACUACGAGAUCCUUAACUCCUCGGAGAAAGCUCGUAGCAUGGCUAAACAGGCUUUUGAGGAAGCUAUUGCUGAACUUGAUACACUAGGAGAGGAAUCGUACAAGGAUAGCACUUUAAUUAUGCAACUGUUGAGGGACAACCUCACUCUUUGGACUUCAGAUUUGCAGCAGGAGCAGAUGGACAAAGCUUCCCUUCCUUGAGAAGGUCUGUG